This is a messenger RNA of Staurois parvus, 256 nucleotides long. NCBI's taxonomy places the organism in Eukaryota, Metazoa, Chordata, Amphibia, Anura, Ranidae. The record is from the annotation of a GenBank genome assembly.
AUGCACUCUCCCAAGAAAAAAAAAACUCUCUAGCAAUACACACCAAACUGAGCAUGUGCAGAGUGUCUCCACACAAUAUGUUUUAUCAGGAUAUGAGAGAGGGGCACUGGAAGAAGGGGAGGAUCAGAGAAGUCAGGAUCAAUGUGUUUUUACACAAUGCAGAGGAUUAACCCCUUAGGUUCCACAGUGAGUAUAACAAGCAUGCUUUACUGCAUAUACAGACUGAUUUUACUACUGUGGGUUUAUUAAAACUUUA